AGCCAUCGAUUGCGCGCCCACCGCUGCUCAUCCAGCCUCGCCUAUCACGACAAUCAUCGCCAACUCCAUUCCCAUCUCCGCCCGCCACCUCCGCCCUCCUCCCGCCGUCGCCAUGGAUUUCAGCGGCCAGUACAACUUCCCUGGCGCUCAGCCCUACCACCAGUUCAUGCCCAUCCCGCCUCUGACGCCUUCUCACUCGCACUCGGCCGCUUCGGACGACUUUAACACUUCCCCGCCGGAAAACUAUGAGUCGCUGCCUCAGAAUUCAAACGACCAAUUUCCCGCAUUCGACUACUCGCAAGGCUUCAACUCGAACCCUCAUCAACCCACCGGCGGCUUCCCCGGCCCUCCCACUCCUCCAGGCCACAACGUCUUUGGCCAGCACCAGCAGCGACAUGGCAGCGUCUCCAACGGCAUGAAGUCCGGCCAGGGCGCCGAGUCUGUGUCGGACGAAAUGAACGUGACCCGUGGGACCAGCGAGGAAGACGAUGCCAUGACACCUGCUCAGUCCCGGAGAAAGGCCCAGAAUCGUGCUGCUCAACGAGCCUUCCGCGAGAGAAAAGAAAAGCAUGUUAAGGACCUCGAGGCCAAGCUUGCCGGCCUAGAGGCUGCCCAGCAACAGGCCUCGGUCGAGAACGAACGCCUCAAGCGGGACCUCCAGAAAAUGUCCACUGAGAAUGAGAUCCUCCGGGCCACCUCCCACAUGGGUGGCAGCCACAAGAACUCAAUCUCUUCUGAACCAGCCACAGGCCCUAUGCGUUUCAAUCCCACCGAAUUCUAUUCCAACGUUCUUCAGAACCAUACCAACAAGACCCCGUCCCACCGUAUCGUUACCGCUGACGACGGCGAGCGUCUUAUGGCUGCCGGAGCCACUUGGGACUUCAUCAUCUCCCAUGAGCUCUUUAAGAAGGGCCUCGUCGACGUCGGCGAUGUCAGCGAACGACUCAAGCACCUCGCCCGCUGUGACGGUCAGGGACCCGUCUUCUCGGAGCGGUCCAUCCUCACGGCCAUCGAACAGAGCGUUGCCAGUGGAACUGACGAUCUGCUUUGAAUGGGAUAAGAACAAGGAAGAAAACGAAACACAGUUGCACAUGGUGCUAUCAUGAUUGAUGUAUAUCACGGCUACGGGACCGGAUUGGAUACCCCGCCCUUCGGGGUUAUGGAGUGGCGUUCUCUGUUUAUGGGUUUGAUUAAUAUAUUUGGAAACAAUCAAAGAGAGUAUAAAA
Ilyonectria robusta is the source of this 1226-nucleotide messenger RNA. RefSeq lists its product as uncharacterized. The coding region runs from base 113 to 1051 and encodes 312 amino acids. The transcript has 3 exons. The record is from RefSeq and is a predicted model, not a curated record. Gene Ontology annotation, cellular component: RNA polymerase II transcription regulator complex. Gene Ontology annotation, molecular function: transcription cis-regulatory region binding; DNA-binding transcription activator activity, RNA polymerase II-specific. NCBI's taxonomy places the organism in Eukaryota, Fungi, Ascomycota, Sordariomycetes, Hypocreales, Nectriaceae.